This is a messenger RNA of Oryzias melastigma (Indian medaka), 1464 nucleotides long. It is a transcript of the gene pex26, whose product is annotated as peroxisomal biogenesis factor 26. Lineage: Eukaryota; Metazoa; Chordata; Actinopteri; Beloniformes; Adrianichthyidae. The transcript is spliced from 5 exons. The record is from RefSeq and is a predicted model, not a curated record. The coding region runs from base 137 to 1045 and encodes 302 amino acids. Gene Ontology annotation, molecular function: ATPase binding; protein-containing complex binding. Gene Ontology annotation, biological process: protein import into peroxisome matrix; protein import into peroxisome membrane. Gene Ontology annotation, cellular component: peroxisome; peroxisomal membrane.
AGUUCCGUGAUAUUUGGAUUGUAAACAAACGGUGCGAGCGUCCGUUUUCCUUAUUAAUCAUCGAUUGACUUGAAUCAGCUUUAAAGGAAACAAUAAUUUGAAGAUUUUGCGGCGGCCACACCUUUUUUCAGGAGUCAUGAGCAGCUGCUCAACCAGACGGACGCCCAGCAGCUUCGGUUCCGUUAGCAGUCCCCCUCCGCCGCCGUCCUCCGCUGCGCUACAGAUGAUAAACAUGCUGGACUCCGCAGCAGAGCAGAUGAUGGUCCACAGAGACUUCCAGGCGGUUUUUGACACGUGCCAGAGAGGUCUGGAAAAGCUCGCGGGCACGGACGACAACAGAUGUGCAGAGUUGAAGGCCGGUUUCUGCAUCUUGGGGAUUCAGGCGCUGGCUGAGCUGAAUCAGUGGCACGGAGUCCUCGCCUGGGUUCUGCAGCAGUAUGAGCGCCAGGAGAACAUACCAGCAAAAAUAAUGCAGAUGUGCAUUCUUCUCUACUCUAAAGUGGGUGAAGCUGCCGAGAUGCAGGAAGCUGCCCGACUUUGGUUAAACUGCCCGUCAAAUUCCAGAUCCGCUGGUUUCCGGACAGUUGCCGAGUUGUAUCUUCUGCACGUUCUUGUACCUCUUGGACAUUUUAAGGAAGCGCGGGAGUUUAUCGCAGGGGAGGUCGGCGCCGCUGCCUUCGCGGAGCGACAACAGGCGGCGCUGGAUAUCGUGGAAGAAAAAGCACAACAAAGUCAAGAAGCAGCUUUACGUUCUGGGAUCCAUCCAGGUUCUUCUGAGCAUCCUAACUCAGUUACAGAUGUUGUAAUCCAUAAACUUGAAGCUAUGCUGAGGUUUUUAUACAGAAAAAUCUUGACGGCCGGUUCUGGCUUAUUCCCUCUCCGGAGACUUUUCCUGGUAGCCGUUAUCCUCUACAUGCUCUUCAGCAGACUGGAUCCAGCUGCUCCGUCCUCAUUUAUGUGGAUUUCCAAACUUAGUCAGCUGUUUAAACAGACGUGGAGAACCAUGUUUGCACCGUAUUAUCAGACUGUCAGUCGGGAACACUAAUUGUGGGAACAUUUUGUUUGGUUCAUUUUGAAUUAUAGAAGGACUUUAAUUCCUAGAGUUUCUAACAUUUAUGUAAUUUCAUUCAUAAAUACGGUUUUUACAGAGAGGUGCUUCACAAUCUACCAGUAACAGAUUUUAUUGCUUAAAUUUUAGUUUGUUUGUUUUUUUAAAGAAAAGUAAACAAUAAAUCAUUUGAAUGUUUAAUAAACUUUAUUAAAUACUGUGAAACAAGCAGAAUCUUGAAGUAAAACUUGGAGAGGUGGAACAGGAGCUGGACUGCAUUUAUACUGAUAUAGAAUUUAGAAAAAUCUCAGCUAUAAUAUAUUGAAUAGAACUGAUUAACAUUUAGAUGUUUUAUUUUUUUCUAAAAUUUCUAUGUGUAAAAUUUUGGCUAAAAAUAAACUUUGUUUUUCUCUUUA